Antrostomus carolinensis (chuck-will's-widow) is the source of this 1956-nucleotide messenger RNA. Its product is annotated as zinc finger BED domain-containing protein 1-like. Lineage: Eukaryota; Metazoa; Chordata; Aves; Caprimulgiformes; Caprimulgidae. The annotation marks the transcript as partial. Gene Ontology annotation, cellular component: nucleus. The transcript is spliced from 2 exons. Gene Ontology annotation, molecular function: DNA binding. The record is from RefSeq and is a predicted model, not a curated record. Gene Ontology annotation, biological process: regulation of transcription by RNA polymerase II.
AUGGCCAACGUCAACCCCAAGAGAGCGUCUCCGUUCUUACCGAAGAGCAUCAAAGAGGAGGAGGAGGAUGAAGGUGGAGAGAUGAUGAAGGAGGAGGAACCAUCGCUCCCUCUCGUCCCGCAGCCGGUACAAGAGGAAAUCUCGAUGGUUUUCAACACCUACAACACGGCCACCACCAACCUCACGCCGUCGCUCAAGAGGAAGAAAGGUGUUGGCCAAGAAGGGAUGAACAUGACGUUCUACAUCGACCGCCGGAAAUCCAAAGUGUGGAAUUAUUACACCAAAUUGGGCGACGCUUACGUGGAGUGUAACAUCUGUAAGAAGCAACUUUCCUUCCACAACAGCACCACCACCAUGAGGGAACACCUGGUGAGGAAACACAGCAUGAGGAACACUCUCCUCUCUCAACUCAAAGACGAUCAACUUACCGAAUCCGAUUACCCCGCCCAAGAAAGCGUCGCCAAACGGUGCCGGCAAACGACGCCGGAGAGCGGGUUUAACCACGGAGCGUCCUGCUCGGAACCACGGAACGAUGUGAUGGUGGAGUUGGUGUUGGAGAUGAUUUUCCGUGACUUGCAGCCUCUUUCUGUGGUGAAAGAUAAAGGAUUUGGGCUCCUCGUUGGGUUCUUGGAACCGGGUUUUGCUCUCCCGUCGCCGGCGCAGCUCGCCGGGAAGUUACGGCAGAGAUAUAACGUGGUGAAGCAACACCUAGAACGUUAUUUACAGACGGCUCAAAGCAUGGUGGUUUGUGUUGAGUUCUGGAUAUCUCAACUUGGUUGGACUUACCGGACAGUGACGGCCAAUUUCAUCGACGAGGAGUGGCGGCGGGCGCGGUGCGGCCUGGAGACGCGGCAGGCGGAUGGAGACGAGGCAGAUUUUGGGGAGAAACUCCACAACAUCCUCUCUGAAUUUGGGUUAUCUGGUAAAGCUGUCUCCUGUGUCAUGCACAACACGCCGGGGAGCGCGGCGGAGAGCCGGUGGCACUUGGAGAAGACACCAAAUUGGAGCAGCUUGUGCUGCGCCGCUCGUACCCUUCACCUCUGCAUCCAAACGGGGCUGGAGGUGGAACAGGUCCAAGAAGCUCUGAGCAUCGCUCGGGGAAUCGUCAGGUUCUUCCAGCAAGAUGCAAAAGCCACCUGCUCCUUAAACAGCAAACUGGAAGCCAUCAAUAAAACCAAGCUGAAACUAGUGGUGGAUGUGGUGUCUCGUUGGGUCACCACCAUGGAGAUGUGUGAGAACCUCCUGGAUUUGAAGUGGGCCAUCAUGUCCGUGCUGGAGGAACACCCCAAGGGUGUGUUGGUUGUUCAGAACUUGGCUGAUCACCAGUGGAAGCUCCUGCAGGACUUGGUGCUGGUUAUGAGGACGAUUAAAAUCGCCACGUCCUUCCUUGGUGAGGAGCAGAACGUUUCCAUCUCCUCCCUGAUGCCUUGUGUCCAUGGAAUCAUCUCCACCAUCGGACAGCAGGCGGAAGAAGUUGGCGCCGCCAUCAAGAUGGUCAUCGGCAACAUCAGGUCGGAGCUGACGCGACGCUGGGGUUUGGCAGAGGAGGAGAAGGUGCUAGAAAACCCCGCGGUCAUCGCUUCCUUUUUGGACCCACGCUUCAAGGAGAUGAGGUUCCUCAGCCCCAACUUGAGGAGCGAGCUACACCAACGAGUCAAAAAUCUGCUGUCCCAGCUUUUCCACCAGCAAUCCCCAUCUGCUCCUCAAUUUUGGGUGCCAAACUCAGAUCACAAAGCUGAGGGUGGAGACACGGGCAGCCAGUUACCUGCUCACAAGGAUAGAUGCUCCAGUAGCACCUUACAGAGCAUCUACGACCUCCUUUUGGGGAAAGAUCCGACGGAAAGCAUGCCAGAAAUCCACCAACAACUGGAAAAUUACAUCGUGGAGCCUCUUUGCAAGCGCAGCACCAACCCUUUGGACUGGUGGAAGAACAAUGAGCAUCGCUUCCCGGCCGUG